This is a messenger RNA of Harmonia axyridis, 1016 nucleotides long. RefSeq lists its product as uncharacterized. Lineage: Eukaryota; Metazoa; Arthropoda; Insecta; Coleoptera; Coccinellidae. The transcript is spliced from 6 exons. The coding region runs from base 118 to 909 and encodes 263 amino acids. The record is from RefSeq and is a predicted model, not a curated record.
GAAGAUUACAUGUGGGAAGAUGUACUAGUAAUACCUGAUUGGAUAUCUUGGUGAUAAAUAGAAUUUGUUUCCCAUAAUAUUAUUCCACACUCUCAGUAACAUAUCAGCCUUUGGACAAUGAAGUGUGCAGCAAUCUUGGGUCUGUUUGUUUGUUUGGUAUUAGUGGAAGAUGCCUUCGCUGAUUCCCUAGGGACGUAUUUUUAUAAAGAACUAGGAUGCACAGAAAAGACAGAUUCAAAAGUAGUUCAAUAUACUUGUCCAGAUUUUUUGCCUAAAAACGGAACAUGCAAUUUCAAGAGAAGUGUGCUAAAUAUUGGUGAAGAGGUUGAUAAAGAAGACUUGAAGGGGAGUUGUCAUGCGACAUGUGUAUGUUCUGGGGAUGGACACAUAACCUGCGCACAUUAUGACUGUUUCGAAAGAUUGAAAUCAGGAUGCUCUCAUUUCAAGUACAGCCUAGAUCGUUGUUGUGCUGUAGAUUCCGUAUGUGGGCCUAUUGCAACUUGCGAAAUCGAGGGUAAAACUUACCAAGAGGGAAACACUGUACAUUUGAAAGAGAAAUGUGAAGUAUGCGUUUGCGAUGUUAACUUCCAACAGAAAGCUCCCUUUUGCCGCCCAAGAAAAUGCUACGAUAGAGCCACAUUUGCCAACGCAAUUGAAAGAUUUGGAGCGCCAGCUUUCUUCAAAAAUGAAAAUUGUUGUCCUAACGUUUGGGUGACUGACGAAGGACAAGAAUUGGUGAAAAUGAACCAAGAGACUGCUUCAGAGUCAGGAGUAUCUUGUAACUUUGGAACUAGGAAGGUAGCCUUGGGUUAUGGAUUUAAGACAAAGGUGAAACCAUAUGGAACAGAAGUUUCGUUGAACUGUGAAUGCAGUAUGCCACCUUACCUUAUUUGCAAGGAAGCUGCUUAGAACAUCGCUGAAUCAUCGUUACUGGAUAGCUUUAUUUGUAAAACUCAACAAUCUAGAUAUAAUAAUUCAUGUUUUCUAAUGCAAAAUAAAUUAAUUUAGGAUAGCAA